AGACCACACUGUCCUUGCAGUCCUCACAUUCCAGACGUCUCAGUGCUUUCACUGCCCAGAGAUAAUAUUCACGGCGAGCAGACAUUUGCGUCAGUGUCAGAUACGUCUCAAUGCCACCCUGCCCCAGGGGGAGCGCAGCGGGCAGACGGGCCGGGCUGGCAAGUAGGAGCCCACGGCAGAGCCCCUCGAGCUGCCCCACGGCCAUGCUGCUCCUCCUGCACCUGCUGCCUGCCGUGCUGCCUGCCAGUGCCCUGGGCAGCUGCACCGGGGCCGGCGCCGACCGACAGCUCGUCCUGGCCAAGGUGCGGGCACGGGUGCUGGAGCAUUUGAGCCCCCCGGCCAUGCAGGAGCCCCAAAAGGAUGUGAGGAGGGUGCACCGCAGAGAUGUCCUCGAAGAGGUGGAGGUGCCGCCUGAGGAGCAGGAGGACACAUCCCAGGUGAUUCUCUUCCCUUCCACAGACGUGCCGUGCGAGCCCACGCAGCCAGACAAGCUGCUGGAGGAAGAAGGCAUCUUCACUUACCUCUUCCAGCCCUCGGCGCACGCCCUGAGCCGCACGCUGACAUCCGCCCAGCUCUGGUUCUACAGCGGCCCCUCGGCUGCUCCCAACCACUCGGCCCCCGCUGUGCUGACCCUCUCACCGCAGGGCAGGGUGCCGGUGGUGGCCACAGCGUCGCGGACACCGGAGCACUGGACCGUGUUUGACUUCGGCCCCGAUGCGCUGCCCCAGCUGGCACAGCCGCUCUUCGUGCUCCUGGUGCGCUGCCCCGGCUGCCCCUGCCUGGCCGAUGGGGACAAGAUGCCCUUCCUGGUGGCCACUACCCGUGCCAAGGCAGCCGGGAGGGCUCGCCGCUCCGCCGUGCCCUGGUCGCCGGCUGCGCUCAGCCUGCUGCAGCGCCCAUCGGAGGACGUGGCCGCCCACACCAACUGCCGCCGGGCGUCCCUCAACAUCUCUUUCGAGGAGCUGGGCUGGGACAAUUGGAUCGUGCACCCCAGCAGCUUCGUUUUCCACUACUGCCACGGGAACUGUGCCGAAGGCCAUGGGCUGAGCCAUCGGCUGGGGGUGCAGCUGUGCUGCGCCGCGCUGCCCGGCACCAUGCGCUCGCUGCGUGUCCGCACCACCUCUGAUGGUGGCUACUCCUUCAAGUACGAGACGGUGCCCAACAUCCUGGCGCAGGACUGCACCUGUGUCUAGCAGCUGGCAUGGCACGGCCAGACCCGCGUGGAUCUCCCCGUUGCCUCUGGACUGCCCCAGUGCCAGAUGAUGAGCCCAUCCCAGGGAUGGAGGAGUCACUCACACGGGCACUGUGCAGCCCGGAGCAGGGAGAGGGACCCAGGUGGAAGUUUUGGUGGUGCCACCCUCCCUUUGACAGCCAGGGUUUCAUGGUUUCAGGUUGCGUGGGUGCUGCAGCCCUGCCCCAGGGCUGUGGCCAGCCCGCAGCGCGCCAGCUGUGCCCUGCAAUGGCAGCCCAGUGCCUGGAGCCGGCUCACCCACAUCUCUCCUCCCACAAGAAAGAGGAGCUGCGGAGCGCAGCCACCUCCCCCUGCUCCCAGGGACAGGACAGGGACAGAUGGAUGUGCCAGGGCAUGUCCACGCUGGGGCUCACACAGGUGGCGAGGCUGGUGGCACGCGAGCAGCAGCGGCAGAACCUGUUUGCAAGAUCAGUGAGGCAAGAGAAAUAAACCUGCUUUCUUUAC
Gallus gallus (chicken) is the source of this 1696-nucleotide messenger RNA. It is a transcript of the gene INHA, whose product is annotated as inhibin alpha subunit. Gene Ontology annotation, molecular function: cytokine activity; growth factor activity. Gene Ontology annotation, cellular component: extracellular region. Lineage: Eukaryota; Metazoa; Chordata; Aves; Galliformes; Phasianidae. Gene Ontology annotation, biological process: SMAD protein signal transduction. The transcript is spliced from 2 exons. Bases 204 to 1193 code for a protein of 329 amino acids. The record is from RefSeq and is marked validated.